AUGUGCCGCGCGCCGCUCCCCUGCCUCGCCGGUCCGAGCAGCGAUGAUGAUGUGCCCGACCCAGACGACGAGAUUGAUUACGCCUUUCAGCGGAAGCGCCUCGCUUUCCUGGCGGACCUUAGGCUCGAGGAUGCGACUGUACCGGCCGACGAAACUGUCGAUGAUGCAGCCACCACCGCCGAGGCGGAGUUGUGGGCCGCCGAAAUGAAUGUGUUGUCAGCGCAAGCCGAAAAGGUGCGCGCAUCGGACCAGAGGGUGAAGCUCGCGAUGGAGCUCAAUGAUGUGGUAAGACUGCGAAACUUGCAUGGGCUGCUCUCGGCCGCGGUCGCCAUAGCGGCGGCAAUGCUCCUCAUUCACGCCAUGCCUGCGGUUGACGGUGUAUCAUGA
Molecule: messenger RNA, 387 nt
Organism: Emiliania huxleyi CCMP1516
Lineage: Eukaryota; Haptophyta; Isochrysidales; Noelaerhabdaceae
Exons: 1
Coding region: 1-387 (128 amino acids)
Source: RefSeq, a predicted model, not a curated record